Molecule: messenger RNA, 3105 nt
Organism: Prionailurus viverrinus (fishing cat)
Lineage: Eukaryota; Metazoa; Chordata; Mammalia; Carnivora; Felidae
Gene: SLC16A13
Product: solute carrier family 16 member 13
Exons: 4
Coding region: 1414-2694 (426 amino acids)
Biological process (GO): transmembrane transport; monocarboxylic acid transport
Molecular function (GO): monocarboxylic acid transmembrane transporter activity
Source: RefSeq, a predicted model, not a curated record
CCAAUGCAGACCUCGAACUUACGACCCUGAGAUCAAGAUCUGAGCAGAGAUCAAGAAUCGGAUGCCCUACCCACUGAGCCACCCAGGCAGCCUCCCCCCUCCCCACCCCCAUUUGUCUGGGUAUGAGCCCUUGAACCCCAUUUGUCAGGUCAGGGUCUUGGGGAGCAUGAAUUAUAAUGAAGAAACAGGAAGCCAAGCCCUCGGUGCUGUCUUAGGUGGACCCACUGGGUACUGGUUGGGUAGGGGGGGCUGACUGCUCCGGUGGUCAGAACUUGGCUCUUUAGUCAACCCCAUCGGGAGAUCAAAUACUGCGUAGAAGUUGUUGUUACCAGAGGGCGAAAGACAAGGUUCCAGCCCCACCGAGGAAGGGGUGUAGGUGAUGUUUGUGGGGCCCCGGGUGAGCUCACAGCCGCCCUUCCUCUUCCCAGUUAUUUUUGGUCUCUGUGACCUGUGGGUUUCCUGCUGGUGAAAACAGAAGCAACAGGAACUGAGUCCCCACUGCAGAAAUGAACGCCCGCAGUCCAACAGCCUGUCCUUCCCCUGGUCUCUUCCGGGGCCUCGGAGACCUCCGGGAUCCAGGCAUGUAGCUUCUAGCGUCCUCGGGCGCUCGGGCAGGUGUCUUCGUCUGACACUCUCAUCUCAGAACCCCUGCGCCCACCGGGCGACCUGGCCUUGCAGCAAGGCCCCUCGUUGAGCAAGUGGGUGUCUUCCUCUCCCGAACCAGUUCACCCACCACCUUCCCGCACGAAACUGCCAACGGGAGGGUCUUGGUGCGGAAACCGCACGGAUAAAAGUGGGCGGGAGACGCAACGGCCUCCCCGCACAUCCCCGAGUCCCCGUGGGGCCCACCCGGUAGGCCGCCUCGGGUCCCCUCUUUACGCAUGCGCCCCACUCGCUGUCCGGGUCCGGGACGCGGCUCUAAGCCCCGCCCCGCCCUUCUGGCCCCACCCCCCGUGGCCCGGAGUCGCGCGUCCCCACCAGCGAGCCGUGCCCGGGGGUGCCGGCCGCGGUGGCCGCGUAGCUGACACUUCCAGUGACAAGAGCGAUAACCCACACGGGGGCUGGCGCGCCGCAGGGCUGGGCCCGCACCCGGGGCCGCCUCGCGGCUCCUCCGCUGAACGUCGGGCCCCCGCGCGGGCCCGUCCCGCCCCGGCCUCGACCCGCCGCGCGCUGCCCGCGGAGCCACGCCCCCGGGCGCCGCUCGCCCGCCCUCCCCACCUAGGUCGCCCCCCUAGGGGAGAGGCGCAGGCGCCUCAAGCAGCCUCCCAGCCGCUUAAAAGCCCUCGUCGGUGCCUUCCUCUUUAGCAGCCUGCCCUCCGCAGGCUGGGCGGCUCGCGGGGCGGAGGUGGAGCGUCCCCGCGCCCUGCUCCCGCCCGGGCGGCGCGCCCUGGCUGCAGCCGCGUCCCCUCCCCGAUGGCGCGCAGGGCCGAGCCCCCCGACGGGGGCUGGGGGUGGAUGGUGGUGCUGUCCGCCUUCUUCCAGUCGGCGCUGGUGUUCGGGGUGCUCCGUUCUUUCGGCGUCUUCUUCGUGGAGUUAGUGGCGGCGUUUCAAGAGCAGGCGGCGCGGGUCUCCUGGAUCGCCUCCAUAGGGAUCGCCGUGCAGCAGUUCGGGAGCCCCGUGGGCAGCGCCCUGAGCACGAAGUACGGGCCCAGGCCCGUGGUGAUGGCUGGGGGCAUCUUGGCUGCGUCGGGGAUGCUGCUCGCCUCCUUUGCUACCUCCGUGACCCACCUAUACCUGAGCAUUGGGCUGCUGUCAGGCUCUGGCUGGGCCUUGACCUUCACUCCGACCCUGGCUUGCCUGUCCCGUUACUUCUCUCGGAGGCGAUCCCUGGCCACGGGGCUGGCACUGACCGGCGUGGGUCUCUCCUCCUUUGCCUUUGCCCCACUUUUCCAGUGGCUGGUCAGCCGCUACGCCUGGCGGGGGGCACUGUUGCUGGUGUCUGCCCUCUCCCUCCACCUGGUGGCCUGCGGGGCACUCCUCCGCCCACUCUCCCUGACGGAGGACCCUGCUGUGGGCGGCCCUGGGGCCCAACUCUCUUCCCUCCUCCGCCACGGCCCCUUCCUUCGUUACACUGUGGCCCUCACCCUGAUCAACACUGGCUACUUCAUCCCCUACGUGCACUUGAUGGCCCAUCUCCAGGACCUGGACUGGGAGCCUCUGUCUGCCGCCUUCCUCCUCUCGGUGGUGGCUGUGUCUGACCUCGUGGGACGCGUGGCUUCUGGGUGGCUGGGGGACACCGCCCCAGGACCUGUGGCUCGACUCCUAAUGCUUUGGACCACCCUGACCGGGGUGUCACUGGCCCUGUUCCCCGUGGCUCGGACUCCCACGGCCCUGAUGGUUCUGGCCGUGGCCUAUGGCUUCACAUCAGGGGCCCUGACCCCCGUGGCCUUCUCCGUGUUGCCUGAACUGGUGGGCACUGGAAGGAUAUACUGUGGCCUGGGACUGGUGCAGAUGGUAGAGAGCAUCGGGGGGCUGCUGGGGGCCCCUCUGUCAGGCUACCUCCGAGAUACGACAGGCAACUACACAGCUUCUUUUGUGGUGGCCGGGGCCUUCCUUCUCGUGGGGAGCGGGAUUCUCAUCACGCUGCCUCACGUCUUCUGCUUCUCGGCCUCUGCCUCCAAGCCCCAGGACCCCAAGACGGAUGCAGUGGAUACCAAGGUCUCUCUCACCAAGGAAGGGCUGCAGGAGGACUGAACUCUGCAAAGGGACUGUCAGACCCAGAAAGCCAGAGGGCGCAAGCUCUCAGGGCCUUCUGUCCCAUCCUGGUGCCCACAGAACCGCAGUGCCCAAGAACGAGGCCUCUUGGCCCGCCUCCCCCCGGGGCAGUGUGUUGCCUGUGCCAACCUUUCUUGUCUCGUUGAGGACUCGUAGCUCUUCCUUGCUCCCACGACCUUUCCUGGAGGAUCCCGGAGCUCAGCCUGCUCCCCUGUGCUGUGAAUCAGCCGUGAACACCCAAAGCCAAGAUCUUCACGUGCCUUACACGAGAUUUCUACUUUGCUGCCCUUCCAGCUUUCUUCUCUGAAGACCGAUGUUUGGGAGAGAGGGAAGCCCUUCUGAGAUAAACCUAAAGAAGGAAACUGGAUAAUAAUGAGAACCUCACAAAGA